Drosophila teissieri is the source of this 1771-nucleotide messenger RNA. It is a transcript of the gene Srg2, whose product is annotated as solute carrier family 22 member 16. The transcript has 3 exons. Gene Ontology annotation, cellular component: membrane. Gene Ontology annotation, molecular function: transmembrane transporter activity. Gene Ontology annotation, biological process: transmembrane transport. Bases 85 to 1689 code for a protein of 534 amino acids. NCBI's taxonomy places the organism in Eukaryota, Metazoa, Arthropoda, Insecta, Diptera, Drosophilidae. The record is from RefSeq and is a predicted model, not a curated record.
CCCGUAUUAGCCAGUUUCAAAUCGACCUCAAACGGAGCAGGUUGUCUUCGUAAAAGAGUGAAAUACACAUAUACGCGAUCGGAAAUGCAAAACGACAAGUUUGCCCCACCGCCAUUGGCAAUGCAAAACGACAAGUACCCACCGCCAAUGAGCUUCUAUCCUCCGCCAGCACAGCCAGGAUAUCCUCAGCCAGGACAUCCUCAGCCAGGAUAUCCUCCGCCAGGACAUCCGCAGCACAUCACCCCGGCAGAGACAUACGCAGGUGGUGCACCACCACCACCGCCAAUGCCACCGAGGGAUCCACCCACCCGAGUGGAUCCACCAACAGGAUGCUGGCAGCGCAACCAAAAGAACAAACCACAAUCCAAUGCCGUGGGCUCAGCUGGUCUCAUCUUCAUCUCAGGAGGUAUGAACAUAGCGUGGGCGAUUGGCUUCCGAGGACCAAUCUAUUACCAAUCCACCAAGCACAAUUACAUUGCCUGGUUCAUAGGCGCGAUUAUUGGAGCUCUGGUUACGAUGGUGCUCACCAACAAGGUGGCCAAAAAACAUGUUCUGCAAUUUGCCUCAGUCCUGGUGGUCAUCGGUGGCUUGAUAAUUGCCUGCACCCACAAUAAUGGAGCUGGAACCACAGCGGCUUGUUACCUAGAUGGUAUUGCCAAUGGCCUGGUAUUUGCCCCAUUUAUGGCCCUGGUCGGAGAGAUCUCGGUGCCCUAUAUAAGGGGCCGGACCAGUGCCUCCUUGGAGCAAUUGUGCUUUGGUAGCGGUAUAUUUCUUCAGAUCCUUUAUGUCUCGAGUUGGGCAUAUUCUGCGUAUUCACCAUACAAUGAAUUUACCUCCGAGAAUAUGAAAGGUGUGCUGAGCACAAUCUACGGCGUUUUGGCCCUCAUUAUGGGCUCAUUUAUGACCAUCGAAUCGCCGGUCCUGAUGCUGGCCAACAACGAUGAACAGGCGGCCAUUGACGCACUGCGUCGGCUACAGAAGCCUGCGGUGCUAACCGAGGAAACCUACGAGCUGCUGGCGGAGCACAAACGUUACUUGGCCUUCAACAAGGACAUGUCGAAGGGUGAAAGCAUUUCCAAAGCCCUGCCCACCUUCCUCCGACUGGCAUAUCUACGAGUCCUGAAUGCGAUGAGCAUCUCUAGCUAUGUGGCUUACAGCUAUGCAAUUGCAAUCCUUUAUUCCAAUGGACAAGCAUAUUCGAACUCCUGGUACAUAGGAUUCGCCUUAUGCCGCUGGCUAGGUACCCUUAUCCCAUCCUUCUGCAUGGAGUCCUUGGGCCGAAAGAAGCCUGCUGUUUUUGGCCUACUCGUAAGCUGCGGCUUGGCCUUCGCCGUGGGCUCUCAGUACAAUGUGUAUGCGUAUAUGAGCCAAGUGAGCGUCUUGAUAAUGAUCUUCGAGUUCUUUGCGGGAUUGGCCUUCUCGUCCAACUCGGCAUACCUGGCAGAGGCGUAUCCCAUGGGGGUUAAGCAACACUUUAUCGGUUUCACUUUCGUUACCGAAAUAUUCGUCUUCCUCAUCAUAAAUGUCUGUGACUUUAAAUUCGUAUAUGCAUACAACUACUUCUAUGCCAUGGGAGCCAUGUACCUGGCGGGAUUCAUUCUCGGAGUCCUCACUCUGCCGGAGACAAGGAGGAUGACCCUGCGAGGCGCCCAGGAGCAGUUCAGCAGCUUCGUCAAUUUCCGCUUUUAAUGUUCAAGGGAAUUGUGGACUAAUAAAUCGACUAUUAAACUACAGGAGGUCAAAGGCCUCUGUAUUUAUUCAGAUAACGAUA